AUGGCAUUCCUACCGAACCGAUGUGGAAUUUUUAACAACAACAGUGAAUGGGUUGUCAUGUCUGAUACCGAUUAUGCUGCAGUAGAGCUAUAUAACGGCUAUUCUGACAGGUUACUUGUGAUUGCCUCUGUGUGUGGUGUGAUUGCCAUGAUAAUUGGAAUUCCUGGAAACCUAAUUACUAUAAUUGCAUUGGCGAACUAUAAAAAAGUGUGCAAUGCUACCGCUAUAUUUAUAAUUAACAUGUCAUGCGCGGACCUGCUAAUACUGUGCCUGGAUCCGCCUUUAGCAACUUCCAUUUAUUGGGGACGGUCGUGGACUCAUGGUAGAGUUUCCUGUCAGCUGUAUGCGUUAGGAAAAUGCUUACUGAUCUCCGUCUCGGUAUUUACUAUCAUAGCCAUCACAAUUAAUAGAUACAUCCUUAUUAUAUAUCCAAGAUUAUACUGCAAGAUUUAUCGGACACGAAAUAUGAUAAUAAAGCUAGCCGCCAUAUGGAUUUGUCCAUUAUUAGCAUUGAUUCCAACGUUUUUGGGGAAAUGGGGUUGUUUUGCUUUAGACUUAGAAUAUGGACCGUGCUCAGUAUUUACUGAUCAAAACAACAGGUCACCGAAGAAAUUCCUGUUUAUAACAGUGCUCGUUUUACCAUGUAUACCCAUAAUCUUAUGUUAUGCGCGAAUAUUCUUCGUAGUACGAAAAACUACGAAAAAAUCUCGUUAUACAGCAAAAAAGGCUCGAUGUUCAAAUUUUGAAGAAACAACAAGACACGGGUCUUCUUCAACAAACAACUUUACAGCUGUCACUAGUAAUGACACCGAGGAGAAGAGAGAAUAUAUUCUUUUGGAGACCAUCGCUAAGGAAUCAGAACAUUCUAAAGAAUCAACAUUAGAAGCACCAAGUUUCACAAAUUAUAAUAAAGGCGAAGAAAUCCCAGAAUCUACAGAACAAUCAAGAAUUCAAAGGAAUAUAUUUAAAAAAUCUAUGAAAUUUUUUACAAGAUGA
This is a messenger RNA of Pararge aegeria (speckled wood butterfly), 996 nucleotides long. Its product is annotated as G-protein coupled receptor moody-like. Gene Ontology annotation, biological process: G protein-coupled receptor signaling pathway. The coding region runs from base 1 to 996 and encodes 331 amino acids. Gene Ontology annotation, cellular component: membrane. The record is from RefSeq and is a predicted model, not a curated record. NCBI's taxonomy places the organism in Eukaryota, Metazoa, Arthropoda, Insecta, Lepidoptera, Nymphalidae. Gene Ontology annotation, molecular function: G protein-coupled receptor activity. The transcript is spliced from 4 exons.